Lepisosteus oculatus (spotted gar) is the source of this 1050-nucleotide messenger RNA. RefSeq names its product calmodulin-like protein 4. Gene Ontology annotation, cellular component: myosin II complex. The record is from RefSeq and is a predicted model, not a curated record. Gene Ontology annotation, molecular function: calcium ion binding. Lineage: Eukaryota; Metazoa; Chordata; Actinopteri; Semionotiformes; Lepisosteidae.
UGGGGGGUUAGUGUGACGUCACAGAGCGAGAGGAUAGGAGAAGUGGAGAGGAGAUCUGUGUCACCGUAGCAGACAUGGCGAAAUUUCUAUCCCAGGAUCAAAUUAACGAGUUCAAGGAGUGCUUCUCUCUGUACGACAAGAAGCACAAGGGGAAAAUCGCAGCCCAGGACCUGAUCACCGUCAUGCGCUGCCUGGGGACCAGCCCCACCUUUGGGGAGGUGGAGAGGCACCUGCAGAUCCACAAGAUAGACAAAAACGGAGAGCUGGAUUUCUCCACCUUUCUGACCAUGAUGCACCGGCAGAUCCAGCAGGAGGACCCCAAAGCGGAGAUCCUGGAGGCCAUGCGCAUGACGGAUAAGCAGAAGAAGGGCUACAUCCUGGCCUCAGAGCUGAGGGCGAAACUGACCGGGCUGGGCGAGAAACUGACCGACAAAGAGGUGGACGACCUGUUCAGAGAGGCAAACGUGCGUCCAGAUGGCGUUGUGCAGUACGAGGAGUUCACAAGAAUGGUGACCCUUCCACCGCCAGACUACUGAGAUGGAGAGCACAAAGCUUCGUGGACGGCUGUCCUCUUGCCCAGCUCACUCACUCAAUUAUUAACCACGGCCGCAUCCCCUUCCCUCCCCUGUAAUCUAUCCUGGCUGAAUAGCACAGACGCAUCUUCGGUAUCAAUUAUUGCAGAUAAAGUUAAAAAAGAGUAAGACAAAAUUACAUGAAUACAAAGAUUAAAAGUUUAAAGUGAACAACAACAAACAUUGAAACAUCCAACCAUCACUUUUCAUAUACAAUUUUGGUAGGCCGUGGCAGCUUAAUGUGGGAUGCAUUACUAAUGUCAUUAGAGUGUAUCACCAUUAAGCACUUAGUGAUCUUUAGGAUAAUGUGGAUAAUGGCUUUUGAUUUAAUGUAGGACUUAAAUAUUCUUCAUUGUGCUAAGAAUGUAGUAUUUAUUAGUGGUGUUAUGUCUUGAGCUUGUCCUUAGGGAAUGUGGUUUAUAGAAAUGCAGGACUAAGAUUGCAAUGUGUGAUUAAAUAUUACAUGUUCCUUGAAGUA